Molecule: messenger RNA, 2059 nt
Organism: Morus notabilis
Lineage: Eukaryota; Viridiplantae; Streptophyta; Magnoliopsida; Rosales; Moraceae
Product: nucleobase-ascorbate transporter 2
Exons: 13
Coding region: 229-1803 (524 amino acids)
Biological process (GO): transmembrane transport
Cellular component (GO): membrane
Molecular function (GO): transmembrane transporter activity
Source: RefSeq, a predicted model, not a curated record
UUCACAACUUAAAACUUCAGAACUCCCUCUCUCUGUCUCUCUAAUCUUUUUCUUUUGCUUUCUCUCUCUGCUUUUCACCAUCAUUGACGCUUAUCUCUCUCUCUCUCUCUCUCUCUCUCUCUAACUGAUAACUGAUACUUCCAGAUUCUAUUACUUCAAAGCAAUCUCCGAGACCAUUUUUCUCUCUUGUUUGAUUCAUUUACGGAGUACCCAUUUGGAUUUAGACCCAUGGCGGCGCCUAAACCAGAAGAGAUAACUCAUCCACCAAUGGACCAACUUCAAGGCUUAGAAUAUUGUAUUGACUCAAACCCAUCUUGGGGGGAGGCUAUAGCUUUGGGUUUCCAGCACUACAUUUUGGCCUUGGGAACUGCAGUGAUGAUCCCUUCAUUCCUUGUUCCUUUAAUGGGUGGAAAUGAUGAUGAUAAAGUGAGAGUAGUACAGACUCUGCUCUUUGUUGAAGGAAUCAAUACACUUCUACAAACACUUUUCGGAACCCGAUUACCGACUGUCGUCGGAGGGUCUUAUGCAUUCAUGGUUCCGAUCAUAUCCAUUAUCCAUGAUUCUUCACUGACUAGAAUUGAGAAUGAUCACAUUAGAUUUCUUAACACCAUGAGAGCAGUACAAGGAGCUCUAAUAGUAGCUUCAAGCAUACAAAUUAUUCUAGGAUACAGUCAAAUUUGGGCCAUUUGUUCCAGGUUCUUCAGCCCCCUUGGAAUGGUUCCAGUUAUUGCAUUAGUGGGUUUCGGUCUGUUUGAUAGAGGCUUCCCAGUGGUUGGAAGGUGUGUGGAAAUUGGCAUUCCAAUGCUCAUCCUUUUUGUAGCCUUCUCCCAGUACCUGAAGAACUUCCAUGUGAGACAGCUACCAAUACUGGAACGUUUUGCUCUUCUAAUAUCAGUGACAGUGAUAUGGGCAUAUGCGCACCUCUUGACAGCCAGUGGUGCAUACAGGCACCACUCUGAACUGACCCAAGUCAAUUGCCGAACAGACAGGGCCAACCUCAUUUCUUCUGCACCAUGGAUAAAGAUCCCAUACCCUCUUCAAUGGGGUGCUCCUACGUUUGAUGCUGGUCAUGCCUUCGGAAUGAUGGCUGCUGUUCUAGUCUCAUUGAUUGAGUCAACUGGAGCAUACAAAGCUGCAUCACGUCUAGCCAGUGCCACACCACCGCCGGCUCAUGUUCUCAGCCGAGGUAUUGGCUGGCAGGGAAUAGGGAUCCUUCUAAAUGGACUAUUUGGGACAUUGACUGGCUCAACAGUUUCUGUAGAAAAUGUGGGCCUUCUUGGAAGCACUCGUGUUGGAAGCCGCAGGGUUAUUCAAAUCUCAGCUGGUUUCAUGAUAUUUUUCUCAAUUCUAGGAAAAUUUGGAGCUUUGUUUGCAUCAAUACCCUUCACCAUAUUUGCAGCCGUGUACUGUGUUAUGUUUGGUCUUGUUGCUUCUGUGGGGCUAUCAUUUUUGCAAUUCACAAACAUGAACUCCAUGAGGAACCUUUUCAUCACAGGGGUUGCUCUCUUCUUAGGCCUAUCUAUUCCGGAGUACUUCAGGGAAUAUACUUCUAAAGCCCUUCACGGACCUUCUCACACCGGGGCUGGAUGGUUCAAUGAUUUCCUGAAUACCAUCUUCUUCUCAUCCUCAACUGUGGCAUUGAUUAUUGCCGUUUUCUUGGACAACACACUUGAUUACAAGGACAGUGCCAGAGACAGGGGAAUGCCAUGGUGGGUCAAGUUCAGAGCUUUUAAAGGAGACAGUAGAAAUGAAGAGUUCUACACACUUCCCUUCAACCUCAACCGGUUCUUUCCUCCAUCUUGAAGUGGUGCCGUGCCCAUCAUCAAAAUGUAAGUUGAACUUGAUCAGAGGAAAAGCAUCACAGAGGAAAAGCAUCAUUUCCUGCUAGGGGACCAUCAUGAUCAGAAACACAAAAGAGCAACUAAUAGCUGUUCUGAAAUUCUAGGAGACGACUUCCCUCCUUUUCAUUUAUAUAUAUUUGACUCGGAUUAUUCGGGUUUAAUCUAAUAAAUUAAAUUUUUGGGUGCUUCUUUGCUACCCUAUUUUUUUAUUUUUUAUU